AACUUAUAAAAAAAUAAAAUCACCAUAUUAAAAAAAACAUAACCUCACUUACAUGUUUUAUUUAUAAUUUAAUAAUGUCCGAAACGAUUUUGAAAGAAAAACAGCUCAAAAAAGCUUUGCGUAAUAAAAAAAAUAAUAAGCAAACGAUAAAAAAUGUUUUAUCAACCUCUGAAGAACUUUAUUGGCCGAUUAUAAAAGGAAACGAUUUAAAUGUUUUAAAAAAUGCUUUAGAAUCGUAUUUACCACGAAUUAGACCACAAAAAGUUUCAAUCAAAUACUCUGAAAUACAAAAUUUAAAAAAGGAAGAACGGAAAGAAUAUAGAUUGAAAAGAACUGAGGUUGUUAAAUACGAGAAUAAUGAUAACGAAAGUUUAACGUUUGGAUUAAAUCAAGUAAAUAGGCUCGUUAUUAAUAAAACCGCCGAUUUCGUUUUAAUUUCAAGCAAUGUGAGUCCUCGGUUCAUUCUUGAAGGUCUUAUUAGAGAUUGUACGUUUUAUAAGGUGCCUUAUUUAUUAGUACCGGAUUUAAAAGCGAUUUUACAAGAACGUUGUGGUAUUAAAAGUAUGAUUAUUGGAUUUAAAAAUUGUAAAAUUUCAGAAAAUUUAGGUUUAUUAAAGAGGAGUUUUGAAGAUGUUUAUAAAAAUUAUGAUUUAAAUUUAAAAUGUGAUGAAUUAAAAAAUGAUUUAAAACAAGAUGAGUUGAAAAAAGAGGAAUUAAAAAUUAAUUUUGAGCCUGAUGAUGUUUAUUUGAAGAGGAAGGAUAAAAAUGGAAGGGUUUUUCAACCAAGUUGUUGUACUUUGCAAAAUGAUUUUAUCGGUUUUGAAUCAAUUAAAUUUAAACCUUUGGUUGUUAAACGUAUUAAAAGCGAUUCGGAAAGGAAUAAAAAGAAAUUAAAAACUAAAUAAAUAUUAAUUGAAAAU
Molecule: messenger RNA, 920 nt
Organism: Onthophagus taurus
Lineage: Eukaryota; Metazoa; Arthropoda; Insecta; Coleoptera; Scarabaeidae
Biological process (GO): tRNA 5'-leader removal
Cellular component (GO): nucleolar ribonuclease P complex; fibrillar center; ribonuclease MRP complex
Molecular function (GO): ribonuclease P activity; ribonuclease P RNA binding
Source: RefSeq, a predicted model, not a curated record